GGCCGCUGAUAUCGAUUUGGGUAUAUAUUGGGGCCCCUCUCACUAGAUCAGCACAGUUCGCUAACAGUCCUAGUCCAUUCUAGGAGGUUUAUAGCUCAGAAGGAUAUUUAUUAUUCAGAGCCUCUAACUCGAAGAGUCAUCAGAAUGAGAGCUUUUGUGGUAGUUGCGACCCUUCUUUUGGCGUCAACAUGUUCGGCUUCCAUUUAUGGUGCUGUGUCGACACAAUACCUUUCACAAGAUCAUUAUGGAGGAUACGCAUACGGAUAUGCCGAGCCAAAUUCCCAGAAACAGGAAACACGCUCUGCUGAUGGAACGACACAUGGAUCAUACUCAUACGUUGAUGCAAAUGGUCUUCUUCAAUCAGUUUCGUACAUUGCUGAUCCCCAUAAUGGAUUCCGUGCCUCUGGAACCAACUUCCCACAAGCACCAGCACCAGUUGCGCCUGUAGUUCCUCAUGCUCCCGCUCCUUGGGCUUAUGCUGCUGGACCAAUUCAUAUUCCGGUGAUCACACCUCUCGGCGUUCCUGCUGAUACCCCUGAUGUUGCCGCUGCUAAGGCUGCUCACUUCGCCGCUCAUGCUGCUGCUCGUUAUGGACAUCACUUGCAUAAAAGAUCACUCUGGGGAGGUCAUGCCGCUUGGGCUCCAGCUCCUGUCAUCCACAACGGUGUUCCAGUUGAUACCCCUGAAGUGCAACAUGCCAAAGCUGCUCACUUCGCUGCCCAUGCUAAAGCCGCUGCUGAAACCCAUGCCUACCCCGGAAACGCUAUUGCCCCAGCUGCACCACAUGGUGGUUACCAUGUCCCUGUUAUUCAUAAUGGAGUUCCAGUAGACACACCUGAAGUACAACACGCUAAAGCAGCCCAUCUUGCCGCCCUCUCAAAGGCUUCCGCUCAAGCUGCCGCUGCUCCAGCUGCCUAUCCAGGUGCUUAUGCUCAUCCAGGCGCUUAUGCUCAUCCUGGCGCUUAUGCUCACGCCCCGGCUGCCCCAUACCAAGGACCAAUCCACAUCCCAGUUAUUCAAAACGGAGUCCCUGUAGAACCAGCAGAAGUACAACAUGCUCGUGCUGCCCAUUUGGCCGCUCUUUCCGGAGCAGGUGCCGGUGGACAUGGUGGUUACGCUGGCGGUCCCUGGACCGAGGACGGCCAAUACCAUCAUGACGCCCAUGGCUGGUAAAGUACUCAUAACAACUCUCAUUCCCACCUAGUCCUUCACAAAGAAACUGCCAGGAGGAAAUGUCAAAUAUUUUGACAUGCCUCAAGAGGGAAUUUCACCUUCUUUCAUCUACGUCUUCCGUUUUCUUUACAUUCCUCUUCAAAUCUCCAAUCGGACUCUGAACCAAAUUAAAAACACCGACCCAGGCACCGUUAAAUGGACGCGAUAUUCACAUCGACUCGUACAGAAUUUUCUGGAUCUGAAAAUCCUGGUGAUACAUUUUACAAAAUAUAUAAUAAAGCUAAUAGGUCUUAUGUUAUUUUAAAGUUAAAGACAUACUUAAAUUAAUUUUCAUGUAAAAAAUGUAAAAAAAAUGGAAAUAUUAUUGUAAAUAAUGUUGUAGACAAACGCAAAGAACAUGCAAUAAAUGUGUAUUUAUCUGAAAAUCAAAA
Molecule: messenger RNA, 1604 nt
Organism: Hermetia illucens (black soldier fly)
Lineage: Eukaryota; Metazoa; Arthropoda; Insecta; Diptera; Stratiomyidae
Gene: Cpr92F
Product: cuticle protein 18.7
Exons: 2
Coding region: 145-1173 (342 amino acids)
Cellular component (GO): chitin-based extracellular matrix
Molecular function (GO): structural constituent of chitin-based larval cuticle
Source: RefSeq, a predicted model, not a curated record